This is a messenger RNA of Microplitis demolitor, 3656 nucleotides long. RefSeq names its product glycerophosphocholine phosphodiesterase GPCPD1. Gene Ontology annotation, molecular function: glycerophosphocholine phosphodiesterase activity; starch binding. Bases 830 to 3187 code for a protein of 785 amino acids. The transcript has 15 exons. Gene Ontology annotation, biological process: glycerophospholipid catabolic process. The record is from RefSeq and is a predicted model, not a curated record. NCBI's taxonomy places the organism in Eukaryota, Metazoa, Arthropoda, Insecta, Hymenoptera, Braconidae.
AUGAAUUAUAAUUACAACGUGUCUCCUGAUACGAUAACUCGUGCCAGUAAUCGUACCACCAGUAGACUCUUGUGCGUUAAACGAGACACAUGUGUAAUGGACUGUCUCGAAUAUGUGCCAUACUUUAGUUGACUUUUAGUUUAAAAAACAAAUAGUGUGAUUUUUUGCAAAAACCAUGUUUAAGUGAAAAUUCAAUUUUUAAACUUUUUUUCAAAAUUUGUAUAAAUUUAUAACCAAGUGACGUAGCAUCCGAGCCGCAACGUUGCCAUAUUGAUUAUACUGGAACUAGCCGUCGUAGAUGAGAACAUUGUUGCCAGACAACGUUUACAUACAACAAAAUAUUACAGUAGAGUUCUUGUAGGCUCGUACUUACACUUACAUUACUCACAAUCUCUGACUUAUAACUCAGAAUUCAGUUCGACAAAGUGAUUUGUGUUAAACAGUCAAUGUAUUUAUCAAGUGUAAUUAAGUUCCGUUUGUAAAAUAACUUAUUUCAAUAAUUGCGAGCAUGUCGAAGACUCUAGUGGAAUUAAAUUUUUCACGAGUUAUGGAAUUUGACCCCGAAUUAUUAGUAAAAUAGCCAGAUAUUUUUUUUUUAUUUAUAAAUAAAUAUAUAAAUUAAAUAAUAACUUGAAUAUUUGUUUAGUUUUAGUUUGAAAAAAAAUAUAUAAAAAAGUUUUUCAGAACAAAGUGUCAGAUAUUUUUUCAUUAGUGUUCUAGUACAAAACAAAAUUACGAAAAUAAAUCUGAUAAAAAUUCAAACUCAAGUAAAUCAUCAACAGAGAGUUCAAGUUUUAUAAAUAAUAUACAUUCCAAUAAAUAUUUAGACAUGAAGGGCAGUAACAGAGAUUGGUUAUUCCGUGUCGAGGUACCGGGAUUAGAAAAAAGUGAUUUUGUAUAUGUAGUAGGAAAUUUACCAGAAUUAGGAGCUUGGAAUCAUAAUCAAGCGAUUCAACUUCAUCAAGAAAAUACCUCAAGUCCAUCACACUCAACACCUUUUGAAAAUGAUGACGGAUUUUUAAAUGACAGCGCGUCUGAUAAUUUAUUUUAUAAUAAUCAGCAAAAUGACAGAACUUUUUCAUUGAAAAUUUCCCUGCCAACGGAUAUAGAUAUUGAAUUCCGAUAUUUUAUUGCUGUUGUAUGUCAACCUAAUGGCACUAAAAAUUCAGCAAAGACAUUAAUUAUCCGUAAAUGGGAGACACAUAUGACACCAAGAAUUAUUAAAAAAGCCACGCCUAGUAAUUUUACCGAAGACAUGACACCAGAGCCGGAUAAAUUUGGGUACAAUAAUGGGUACUAUAAAGUAGAACGCGGAUGGCUGACAGAUGAAACAGUGAUGCAGUUUAAAUUAUUUAACAACCCGAUAAAAAUAUGGAAAAAUCGGUUACAGAAUAAAAAAUUGUAUAUUAAGAUGACGCCGGUUAAUCUAGUCAGACACAGCUCAUUGGAAUUGCAACAAUUCACUGGUGACUGUGUUGAUGAUAGUCUGUCAAUGGAUACUCAGGAUAUUGUUGACCAGCCGGCUUUUAGUAUUACGGAAAUAACUGUAAUGAAUGAUGAAGAGGCAACUUAUAAAAAUCAAGAGCAAUUCGGUCGCGCUUAUGAAGAAGACGAAUUUCUUAUUUUCAAUGUCGCCGUCCGCUAUCCAGAAACAAUCGCUUAUUUAGUUGACUACUAUGUCUACGGCUCAAGAGUUUUUCCCGGGGACUCUCCGCCAGAUCAUAUUGGGUUCAGUUAUAUUUUGCCGAGCACUUUGCAAGCUAGUGUUGGUAUUCUGACCAUUCCUAUCACCAGCACAAAACAUCGGCCUAUUGGGCAAUUGACAGUUGAGUAUGUCACUAUAAAACCGAUACCUGAUUACCCCUGGGACAUGAGUAUUUCUUAUGCAAAACACUGGGAAGAAAGAUGGUCAGGCCUAGAUGUGGGACAUCGUGGUCUCGGGACAUCAUUUAAAUGUGAAAUGAAAAACUGCGCAAAUGUCCGUGAAAAUACAAUCGCUUCACUGAAAACGGCUUCGCACCAUGGAGCAGACAUGGUAGAGUUCGAUGUCCAGUUGUCAAAAGACAUGAUUCCAGUAAUUUAUCACGAUUUUCACGUCUCUAUUUCAAUGAAACGUAAAAAACAGAUCGACGCAAUGGACAUGCUGGAGAUUCCCGUGAAAGAUCUGACUUUGGAGCAGCUGCAUCUGCUCAAAGUCUAUCAUUUAGCGGAGGGACGAGAAAAGAACCCGCGAUUUUUCGAUGAAGACCUCGAGGAACACCAGCCAUUUCCAACUCUGCAGGCGGCUUUACAAGAGCUCGAGACUCACGUCGGCUGCAACGUCGAGAUUAAAUGGACCAUGCAAUUAAAAGACGGAACAUUUGAGCUCAAUCACCCAUUCGACUUGAAUACGUACCUCGACAUCAUACUGAAAGUCGUUCUAGAGUACGGAGGCGCCAGGAAAAUUGUUUUCUCUUCAUUCAACCCGGACAUAUGUUCGAUGAUCCGGCUCAAGCAAAACAAGUACCCGGUGGUCUUUCUGACCCAAGGAAUCACCGUCAAGUACCCGACUUAUCACGAUCCCCGGUGCCAGACGAUCCCCAUGGCGAUGAGACACGCUCUGGCCGCCGAUAUUCUGGGGAUCAACGUCCACACCGAAGACAUUCUGAGGGACCCGAGCCAAGUCAAGGCCGUCAAAGACCGCGGGCUCAUUAUUUUUUGCUGGGGAGACGACAAUAAUGAUAAGGCUACGAUUCAGCAUCUUAAGAAACUAGGACUUCAUGCUGUCAUUUAUGACAAAAUGGAUGAGUACAAUCCGAAGGAAGUGAAGGAAAGUAUUUUUUUGGUCGAUGCCAGAGAAAACCAAAAAGAUUUGCUGGCACUUGCUUGCAACCAAAAUGGACAGCAGACUUCUGGCCAACUGAAUAAUGGGGAAAAGGAUUAUUCAUUGGGUGGAGAAAAAAGUUUUAAAAUACCGGCUACCUCAUUACCUCCAUGCAACUCAAGGGACUUUUCCGUUCCCAUGACCGAGGUGUCUAAAAAUCCAGAGCCCGAGGACACGGAAAUGGGCGACCUGGCCAAAGGUUUCAGCGAGUGCGCAAACAGUUUCGGGCACCAGAUAAAGAGCUUCAAGACGCCCGACGUCAUCACCGAGCGGCAGUCCGUCAUUGAGCUGUCCGUCGACGACGACGCCAAAGACUGUCUCUGAUGUUUCUCCUUCAGAAUAAGAUCUCUUGGUCCAAGCUCCUGGUUUCGGACAAAGUCGUCUCUGUUACAUCGAACGCCGCGAUAAUUAUUGAUAAUUAUCUUUUUAAAUUUUUAAAAAGUCUCAUUAAAUUAAUUGCUUAUUAAUAAUAAAUAAAUUUUAACGGCAACGCGACUUAGUAAAGAAAAAUUUCGUAUAUAAAUUAGUACAAACGUUUUUUAUCGAAGGCUUGUUUUUAUUUGCAUGCUUGAGAUUUUUACGGCAAUCAAUAAAUAAUUAAUUAAUAAAAAUUGAAAAUAUAUAUUUUUUUAAAUAAAAAUCUCAAGUUGAAUUUACAAAAUUAUCCACCAAAAUUUAAAAUUUGAUUCAUUUAAUUUUCCUUGCCUUCAUAGCUUCCAAUUGAGUUAUUUAAUUACUUAUAAUUAAUUAUUAUUAAUAAUUAAAAAAAAAUUUAUUACGGUUGAAAAACAAA